Molecule: messenger RNA, 3278 nt
Organism: Mytilus californianus (California mussel)
Lineage: Eukaryota; Metazoa; Mollusca; Bivalvia; Mytilida; Mytilidae
Exons: 8
Coding region: 1-1239 (412 amino acids)
Source: RefSeq, a predicted model, not a curated record
AUGUGUGAUUACUGCUUAGAUACCUUAACAGAAAACCAAAAAUCUUUACUGGAAAAACAUUUAGAAAGUAUUGACCAGUCUGACUUCAGCUAUCAAAUCAAUAGCAGUUUCUUCAAAUACUUUGCUAGUAGACAGGGCAAAGACUUUAAACAUUAUCUCCAAAUUGCUGUUAUCAAUAUGGAAUAUGCCGGAUUACGUACAAAGUACAUUUUGGUGUUGGAAAAACUCGCAUUGAUUUCAAAGUAUAUUUUGCAAGGAUGUUGUGUGCAAAAAAUCAAAUCAGAGUUUGAAGGUUAUUUCCAAUUGAUACAGGAAAACGUACCAGAAAUCGGCACAAAAAGAAAGACCCAUCUUUGUGUUCAUUUGGCUGAUGACAUGGACAGACAUGGCCACUUACUCCAUUAUACAGAGGACAGUUUUGAAAAAAACCAUAAGACAAUAAGAAGCAGUAUCGCACACCAAAAUGGCCAUGCCAGGUCAAGGGAUACAGCCAGUCAGUUUGCCAACAAUGAGUUGAUGUCACAUGUGAUUGCUGGAGGAUUUUUUCUAAAUUCUACGAAAUGGAGUUGUGCUUCUGAUUUGGUGAUUAGCUAUGGGAAGGACGGCAAAUUAUUGAAGUUUUUAGGAAUGCCGAAUAACCAUGAUAAAGGAGCAGGACUUCUAAAAAACAUUGUCAAUAAAAAGAUGAGUGUUGAUGACCUAGUGUACAUAGAAGUACAAGUCCUACAGGCCAUUUUGAAUUGUGGUGGAAGUCCAAAUAUUAUUAGCAGCAAAGAUCUCACAGUGCAGGAGUUUUCAAAGGGCACAACCAAACUGGGCGAAAAUGCAAGAAUUGGAAGUUUCGUUUUAUACCUUGAUGAAGAAGAAAACGCUAAAAUUGGAAAAGUUACAAAAUUUCUGAGGUUGAUGUGGAAGGGAAAUUGUCACCCGGUUGUUUUUAUCCAGAAGGUGAUUCCAGUUCAUCAUAGUAAUCAAAGACUGCAAUAUGUAACUACAACCGAGACAACAUAUUUUGUAAAACUAGUUAAAUUGCAAUCAUUAAUUCACACAGUACAUGACUGUAAAGGAGGAAAUUGCCAUCUGAAGGAAGGAAAUGUAACCAAAAGAAUAGAACAGGAAUACAGAAGUGUCAAAAGAACAUACCUAAAACACUCUACACAGCAUAAUGUAUAUAUCAUCAACAAAUACAGAUUAACACAUUCUGUGGAUAAAUUUGUUUUUUUAAAUUUGGCUCUUUAGAACAACAUGCAGUACCAAAUCAGAAUUAAUUAUAAAAAAGAAGAUGUGGUAUGACUGCCAAAAGGACAACUCUUCACAAGAGACCAAGUGACACUGACAUUAACAACUGUAGGUCACCGUACAGCCUUCAACAAUGAGCAAAGUAAAUACCUUCAUGUACAGUCAUGUAUUGUGUGAAUAGGAUAUUAAAGAAUAAUGAAUGAAAAUAAAAAUGUAACACAUCAGCAAACGACAACCACUGAAUAACAGCUGUAUUUGAACUCCCCAUCUGAAAUCUGACAUAUAUAUUUGUAAGCUUUUUUUCCUUUAAUCGCAUUAAUUAUUUAUCCCAUUUUUCAGGUUGGGUUGUUUCAAUGAUCCUCCUUAUCACCCAGUAAUAUCCCUUUCAAAAUGCUGUAGGAAAGUUUUAUAUAAUAGUUUAUUAAGAAAAAUAUCUUGGAAACAAUCACAUUAGUCAUACUAGUGAUCAUCUUUUAACCCUUAAAACUGUAAUUGAUAAAGCAUUUAAAUAAAUAAUUAAGUAAAUAAUUAAUUUUAAGAAGUCAUUCAAAACUGUUAGCAGAGACUCUUCCGCAGAUUAACUUUUUAAGACUUAAACUGUCCCUCUUGUCAAUUUAACAGCAUUGGCUGAACUUGGUAUGUAUCCUGUUUUAAUAAAUAGAAGCCCUGAAAUUGUCUAUUGGCUUUUGGUUGCAUGUAAAAAUUGACUUUAAUUGUUUACUUAAGAGACAUAUAUAAUUAAAGUUUGCACAUGUUGCAAGUAGGCAGUGGGUUUGCAAUAACAAAUUAAGAGUCAUUAGCUUAAUUUUUUACAUGUUUUUUUGGAAAAUCAAAACAAUUUUUUAUAGACAGUAACUUCAGUCUAUUGUAUACAUGCAAUAUAUACUAUACUUAAUGAUAGAUAUUGGAAAUAUUGGAAAUAAAAUGUUUAUUGUUAUAUUGAUUCAAUUAUCUGUAAUAAGGUAAGAAUUCAUAGAUGAUUUAAGGUGGCUGUCCUUCUCCAUCUUGUAUUUUGAAGUAGCAGAUAACUAUUGAUCUAGAUCUUUAAUGAAAUGAGCAAAGUUUUAAAGUAGUAUGUAAUUUAUGUGUAAGACUUUUCAAUGUUAAUAUAGAAAAUUGUGUGUUUUAUUAUAUUUUGGGUGUAUUUUUUAUGAAAAAAAUACACCAACAUUAUGUUUGUUUGAUUCAUACUUUUUCAAUUUUGUCACACAAGGGGAGAUAACUCAGAUAAAGUGAUUCAUUAAAAUUGAAAGUGUUGUGCAUUUACCUAUGUUAAUAUGUAGCAAGAAAACAAGUCUGGUGACCCAAUUUUUUUCUUUUUAUUAUCUGAAAGCAUGUUAAUUAUUAGAGCUAUCCUCUCACAUCUUAUUUUAAAAUUCUGUAGUGUAGUUUUCUUUUCACAAGCAAUUGGAUUUUCCAUGCAUAAUCUGUACAAAAUCUGACAAUUUUUCAAAACCUGUUGUGUGAGUAUAUAAUGGACAAAAACAAAUAAACUACAUUUUGACAAAUUAUUAAAAAUUCCUAACAAUUUUAAUUAAGAUCACCCCCUUCCAAUCCAGCUUAAAAACAAUUACAAAUAAGAAUUUGCUACUGAAUUCAUUUCACAAUUAUAUGUACAAAAUGCAUUGAAAAUAGUUCUGUAUUUUAUAAAUGAGACUGAUAAAGUUGUAUUCAAAUUUGUAUAUUUUUGUACAAGGAUAAUUCUUGGUUUGAUUUGUAGAUAGAGAUGUUGAAAUAAUUAGAAUCAUUGUUAAAUCCAUUUGUAAUAUGUACAAAACUAGAAAUGCUUUGUUUUCAUAAUUAAUCAUUUUGUUGUAUAUGUACCUCAGAGUGAGACCACUAAAAACAUUAACAAAAUAUUAAUGUUAAAAAAGUAUCUUUUUUACCAUAAGAUUUUAAAGGGGAUAUAUAGUCAUACAUACAAGUGCUAGUAAAAAUAUUGUCCUGUGAAUGUGUUUAAAAUAUUCAUUGUGAAAUUUGGUUAGCAUUUGUGAAUUUUUGUAUUUCAAACCAGUAAAAUAUUUAUAUUCUUAUUCUAA